Molecule: messenger RNA, 1757 nt
Organism: Pectinophora gossypiella (pink bollworm)
Lineage: Eukaryota; Metazoa; Arthropoda; Insecta; Lepidoptera; Gelechiidae
Product: venom serine carboxypeptidase-like
Exons: 9
Coding region: 113-1741 (542 amino acids)
Biological process (GO): proteolysis
Molecular function (GO): serine-type carboxypeptidase activity
Source: RefSeq, a predicted model, not a curated record
GCUGAUAAUACAGUUAUAAGAAAUUAUGUAUUUAGCAUAGUUUGCAUUUAUCUGUCUUACUUAUAUCAUGUAUUUAAAACUACGCGUUAUUUGAUUCAAUUCAGUGGUUAAAAUGAGUAAAUCUGUGAUAUAUUUAUUAUUUCUUCUUGCAGCCAGUGCACGUGGCCGCGUCGCUACUAUAGAUGAUACACUGCCUGAUGUUUCGGCGAACGCCAUCAAGGAUGAAAUUAAACCUAUCAGAAAUGCCUCAGAAGUACAUAUAGUAGACCUGCCCACAGUUACACCGAGAAUUGAAGAGACUACAGAGAAUGCGAACUUAAAUGUUACGUGCGGAGAUGUAAAGGAGAACUCAGUAGAUUCAGAUCUGAGUGAGGCUUGUUCCGUUCUGCCUAGCAAUGAUAAUGGGACGGCCUUGAUUUUGACUCCGUAUAUCAAAGAGAAUAGAUUGGAGGAGGCCAGGAAUGCUUGUAGGGUGUCAAACCAGGAUUUGUUUUUGGGUGUGGACAGUUACUCAGGGUUCUUCACAGUGAAUGAGACGUUGGAGUCUAAUAUGUUCUUCUGGUACUUCCCGGUGGAGAAUAAACCGGUGAACGAGACGCCGUGGAUAGUAUGGCUGCAAGGCGGACCUGGCGCUUCCAGUAUGACAGGACUGUUCGAUGAGAUUGGGCCGUUCCACGUGACUUUUGAUGGCACACUAAUCAGAAACAAGUAUAGUUGGUUGGAGAACCACUCGCUACUGUUCAUUGACAACCCAGUGGGUACUGGAUACAGUUAUACCAAUAGUCCGGAAGGGUAUGCUCAGGAUAUGGAAACGUACGGUGAUCACCUGCACUUAGUAUUGAAGCAGUUCUUGCGCGUGUUCCCGGAACUGCGGUCGGCGCCGCUGUUCGUGGCCGGCGAGUCCUACGCCGGCAAGUACGUGCCCGCUCUCGCCGUGCGCCUUCACCGGGACAAGCAUCUACCUGGGGAGAACGUCAAUCUACGGGGCUUGAUAGCUGGUAACGCAUACGUGGACCCAGCGAUGAUAUCGCAGAUGGAACGGCCGUUCUACUACUUCGGUUUGAUGGAGAGUGAGCAGAUUGAUAUUGUGAAGCCGCUCAUACAAGCGUUUCAAGACGACAUUGCAGCUCAUAGGAGCGCUGAAGCUAAAGAUAAAUGGAACCAUCUGAUCACGGUGCUGCUAGUAAUCACGCAGCAGAAGCACGCGUACAACUUCCUCCGCGAUGACCUACCCGUCGGAAAGUACAUCAUGUUCUUGCAAAAACCAGAGGUGAAACGCGCCCUACACGUUGGCGACAUCAAGUUCAGCUUCGUCAAUAUGACCGUGAACGCCAAACUGAACGGAGACUUCCUCAGCAGCGCCAAGGGACUGUAUGAGGAGUUAUUGAACCACUACAGAGUACUGACUUAUUGCGGGCAGCUUGACCAGAUGUUGUCAUGUGUGUUGACGUCAGAGAACUACCGCACGUGGCAUUGGAACGGCCAGAAGGAGUUCCUCGACGCCACCAGGUAUCCUUUCGUGUUCAACGGCAAGCUAUCUGGGUAUCACAAAAGCGGCGGGCAGCUAACCGAGGUGGUGAUCCGCGGCGCGGGCCACAUGGCGCCGAUGGACGCGCCGGCGCCCACGCAGACUCUGGUGGCGCGCUGGACGCAUGCGCAGAGCCUCGGCCGCGUCUCGCUGCUGGAAGGCAGCUUCCUCACUGAAUACGUGCGGAACAACUCCAUAGUACACUACUUGUAAUAAAUAUUUCAUAGUA